Chilo suppressalis (striped riceborer) is the source of this 1705-nucleotide messenger RNA. The record is from the annotation of a GenBank genome assembly. Lineage: Eukaryota; Metazoa; Arthropoda; Insecta; Lepidoptera; Crambidae.
ACCUACAAUAACAUGGCAUCAGAACAAAACAUAUUUAUUAACAAUAUGGAAAAUUUUGAAAAUUUAAGCUAUUUACACGUAAUAGUUAAAAUUAUUUUACUCGUUUCUUUCAUAAGUUUUUGUGCACGUUUAGUUCCUUACGUUGCGACGCCGUGAAACAAAACGCAACACGUCUUACUCUUUGACGCAAGAAAAAAACUUGUUUUGUGAACUUUUUUAUUUUAACAUGUAGAAAGAAACCGAACCGUGUGAAAAUCGUUUACGAACAAAGUUAAAUGGCAUAAAUCAACGUUACAAUAGUUUAGUUAAAACAGUAAUGUGGUUAAGAUAAUAGUAAAAGAAAUGGCUUUCCUAUGUCCAGUCAGAAUAAGAAGGGGAAAGAAGAAGAAAUCCAGUAGUGGUGACUCUGAUAAAGACUUAUCAAGACCAAGCUCAGGGUUGAGCCCUGGUAUGGGCAGAAUAACGGGAUCAGCAAGCAUCGAGACACUUGUUAGAGUUGGCAUAGAAAAGGAACAUGGACUCAGUCCAGAUUCUAAGAUGGUGGUGCUGCAUGACUUUGCACCUUGUGUGGAUGAUGAGUUAGAGGUAAAACGUGGCCAAAUUGUAAAUGUAUUAUACAGAGAAAACGAUUGGGUGUAUGUAAUUGUGGCAGAAUCUAGGAGAGAAGGAUUCAUACCUCAUUCAUAUUGUGCACCCUGCGAGCACCAUGACUUGAAGAAGAAACUGCCUCGGAGUAGAUCUCCGACAGACAUGACACAUAGAGAUGUUUCACAAUUGUCAGUAUCAGAUGGAGCAACAAAUGAUGGUCACUCAGAGCUAGGCAGCGAGGGUGAAGCAUGCCCAUUCAGCAAAGAUCCUUCUGGUCGCUACGUUGUCCUCUAUACAUUCACUGCUAGGGAUGAGAAUGAUGUUGAUGUGGAGAGAGGGGAGUUUGUCACAGUACUAAAUAGAGAAGAUCCAGAUUGGUAUUGGAUAGUGCGAAGUGAUGGCCAAGAAGGCUUCAUUCCAUCGGGCUUUGUUUAUCCAGCUGUUGUUCAAGCUUCUCAACAGGACAACACGCAACAGAUGCAUUCGCCGCAGUCGAAUCUCAACAGUACAAUAUUAAGUGGUAAUAACACAAGUGUUAAUACUAUAACUCAACCGGACACCGAUGGACGGUACCACGGGACUGAACUAGUCAUGCUUUACGAUUACAAGGCGCAGGCGCCAGACGAUCUAUCAGUGAAACGCGGCGAAUGGGUGUACGCGGACCUCACGCAACAAACAGUGGAGGGGUGGCUAUGGGCGCACGCGCCUAAAUCCAGGCGCUCCGGGUUCAUUCCCACCGCGUAUGCUAGGGCUCCGCACACUACAUCACUCUGAUGGACAUUCCUUAUGAUGCCAGAUUUAAGGCGGGGCUGUAACCCAAGGACACAUAAAGAUUGGGGGGGGAGGAUCGUAAGUGGUCCGGGGUGCGCCAGAUUUUAAAUUAGGGGCCUCGAAAUUCCAACCAAACCUAUGAUCGGCGUGUUGAUCGCAGUUUUAUCGAUCCGCCCACUUGAUCGCAGUUUGCGUGGAACCACUUUUGUGUGGUGUACUAGUCCAGGCGCUCCGGGUUCAUUCCCACCACGUAUGCUGGGGCUCCACACACUCCUUCACUCUGAUGGACAUUCCUUAAAAAUCUCAUAAAAUUUACCUGUUUGGUAUACAAAUUUGAUCGAUUACA